AUGACAAAAAUUAUCACAAAAAGACUAACUGAAAUGAUCAAGAAGGUAGUAUCUCCUCAACAAGGUGCUUUUAUUAAGGGAGUAAAUAUUCAAGAGAAGAUUGCAUUGGCCUCUGAACUAGUUAAUGAUAUGGAAUACAAGAGAAGAGGUGGAAAUAUGGGAUUAAAACUAGAUAUUACUCAGGCCUAUGACUCUCUUAGUUGGAAGUUCUUGUUUCAAGUCAUGCAACACUUUGAUAAGAUAAAUGUAAAGAAAUUGUUGAAGGUCCUAAAAGACUACCAAGCUGCUUCUGGUCAAGUUAUCAGUUCAGAAAAAAUCAAAUGUUUUGUAGAUGGUACAAGUGAAGCAAGAAAAAUUCAAGUUGCAAAAUUAUAUAUUAUGCCUCUCUCAACUUCCCCUGACAAAUAUUUGGGAGUCAUGCUGGAACCAGGGAGAGUAAAAUCUAUUCAUCUUUGGAGUAUAGUGGAGAUGAUACAAGAAAGCUUGGCUGGAUGGAAAGGUAGAUUACUUUCAUUCCAAGAAAGAUUGGUUUUGGUAAAAUUUGUUCUAUGCAGUUACCCCAUUUAUUCAAUGGAAGUAUACAAGUGGCCUAAAACAAUAAUAAAAGAAUGUGAAAGAAUCAUCAGAAACUUUCUUUGGACUGGUGAUCCUUCCACUAGAAAAGUUAUAACUUUAAAGUGGGAUUCAGUUUGUACUCCAUUGGACGAAUGUGGUCUUGGAUUGAGAAGGAUAGAAAUUCUUAACAAAGCUCUUAUAAUGAAGCUUUAUUGGAAACUUCUAAAGGGUGAAGAUGAAUGA
Papaver somniferum (opium poppy) is the source of this 798-nucleotide messenger RNA. RefSeq lists its product as uncharacterized. NCBI's taxonomy places the organism in Eukaryota, Viridiplantae, Streptophyta, Magnoliopsida, Ranunculales, Papaveraceae. The record is from RefSeq and is a predicted model, not a curated record. The transcript has 2 exons. Bases 1 to 798 code for a protein of 265 amino acids.